AUGGAAAGCCGUGCCGCAAUGGCGAAGUGGAGGCGGAACGCAGAUGCAAGCGCAAGACAAUCGAAUCACUGCACGUCGAUGUCGGGGGCAAAGCCUCUGGGAUAUCUUAGAUAG
Messenger RNA from Chondrus crispus (carragheen), 114 nucleotides. RefSeq lists its product as hypothetical. Bases 1 to 114 code for a protein of 37 amino acids. The transcript has a single exon. Lineage: Eukaryota; Rhodophyta; Florideophyceae; Gigartinales; Gigartinaceae. The record is from RefSeq and is a predicted model, not a curated record.